AUGUGCGAACGUUUUGGGGCAUGUGCGAACCUUUUCAACCAGGGUAGAAGUGUAGCCGUUCAGGCCUGGGCAACGGAACUCAAAGAUGAUACGUAUGCGUUUUACCCGGAGUGUCAGAGAUUGGCUCAAGAGUUAUCAGAGGUCGACAGGCGAUCUAUUGUUCUACAAGAGUCUAUGGAUUUUAUCGAAGUUGAAGAGGGUGUGAGCGAUGUUUCGACUUACAAGUCAGACUAUUUACUUGCCCCAGCUUUCCGGCACAAACGUGAUAGCGGUGUGUCUUCACGACGAGCUUCGGACGCACGAAAAACGAGUAGCAGUGGCGAUCAACACAUCCCAGCACUCCAGGUAGUUGAAGAUGAAUCUACGGGUGCUGGCCUUUGUGACGCGGCUAAGAAAGGAACUACGGCUUUGAAAGUGGCAAUCCAGAAGGCACAGGAUGAUGCCGAUGAGAACAGGGAAGAAACAGAGUACCGUCAUAUAUUAAAAGCCAUCUGUAUGGGGGUCCUCAUUUUAAAGCUGAUUUCCUCAGAAUAUCAAGAAUACUUCUGCCGCGGCUGCUUCAGAUAUUAG
Molecule: messenger RNA, 570 nt
Organism: Sphaeroforma arctica JP610
Lineage: Eukaryota; Ichthyosporea; Ichthyophonida
Exons: 2
Coding region: 1-570 (189 amino acids)
Source: RefSeq, a predicted model, not a curated record